Molecule: messenger RNA, 945 nt
Organism: Penicillium soppii
Lineage: Eukaryota; Fungi; Ascomycota; Eurotiomycetes; Eurotiales; Aspergillaceae
Product: Dehydrogenase multihelical
Exons: 3
Coding region: 1-945 (314 amino acids)
Biological process (GO): fatty acid metabolic process
Molecular function (GO): NAD+ binding; oxidoreductase activity, acting on the CH-OH group of donors, NAD or NADP as acceptor
Source: RefSeq, a predicted model, not a curated record
AUGACUCUUCCUACUAUUAGAACUGUCGGAGUGAUCGGCACCGGCGUGAUCGGUUCCAGUUGGACCGCAUUGUUCCUGGCCAGGGGCUUGAAGGUCAUUGUGACUGACCCAGCACCAGGGGCAGAUGGCAAACUCCGAGAUUACUUGCUAAAUCAUUGGCCAACCAUACCCAAUGCCAAAGUGACACAAGACGAAUACUUGAAUAAUUUCAGAUUUGUUAAGGCAAUCGACACUUAUCUUGGGGAUUUGGAUUUGAUACAAGAGAAUGGACCGGAGAGGUUGGACUUCAAGCGCCGUCUUUUCGCUCAUUUGGACGCAAAUACCCCUGAGCACGUCCUUAUCGCAUCGUCGUCCUCCGGUCUCCCUUCAUCGGAAUUUGUCACUGAAUGCGAGAAAAACCCAGCCCGUAUUUUAGUCGGUCAUCCAUUCAACCCUCCACACUUAGUGCCCCUGGUGGAGGUAGUUCCCCAUCAAGGAACGGGUGAUGCGUACGUGACGGCUGCGAUCGAGUUCUACCGAAGCCUAGGCAAAGAUCCGGUGCUCGUCAAGAAGGAGACUCCCGGGUUUAUUGCGAACCGGCUUCAAGCCGCUGUUUGUGCGGAAGCCUAUAGCCUUGUCUCAAGGGGUGUAGUCUCAGCCGAGGACCUUGACAAAACCGUGACAUCUGGCCUUGGUCUUCGUUGGGCUUUGACUGGACCUAUCAUGACCAACACUCUUGGUGGAGGUGGAAACUUCAAUCAUGUUAUGGACCACCUGGGACCGGCGUUGAAAACGUGGCUGUAUGACAUGCGCCGGCAUGAAUUUGACGUGGAUUCUCAAGAUGUCGACGUUCUUAAACAGAAAGUGAAUGAGUGGACAUCGCGGGUCAACUUGAAAGAGAUUGAAGAAAGUCGUGACAAACUUUUGGUUGGCUUGAUCAAGAGCAAAACUGAGGGUUCCAUCUAA